Ceratitis capitata (Mediterranean fruit fly) is the source of this 2418-nucleotide messenger RNA. It is a transcript of the gene Jupiter, whose product is annotated as microtubule-associated protein Jupiter. Gene Ontology annotation, cellular component: nucleus. The record is from RefSeq and is a predicted model, not a curated record. The transcript has 8 exons. Lineage: Eukaryota; Metazoa; Arthropoda; Insecta; Diptera; Tephritidae. The coding region runs from base 483 to 1109 and encodes 208 amino acids.
AUAAAAUGUUUUCCACUUUUCCAUUUACGGUUCAGUCGAAAGCUUCAAAUCGUUGCGUUCACAACAAGGGAAAUAAGAAAAGCGCAUAAUUUUCACUCAACACUUGCUCGUACAGGAAUAAAGAAAAAUAUAUAUUAUUAUCCUGUCGUGUUAAUUUUAAAUAUUAAAAUUGACUGCGUGUGUGAAUAGAAAAGAAAAAAAAAGACUAUAAAGUGUUGGUUUCUUUAUAACUUUCUUGAGAAAGCUAAAGAAACUUCUUAACUUCUAACUUAAUCAGAGUACAUAUAUACUUAUAAAUUACUACAUACCUGCAUACCGAUCCGACGACGCACUAACUUACUUAGCAACCGACCAUCCGAUUAUUUCAAGUACAAAAAGUUAGUACGACGAAAUCAUCCAAGUCCACAACGAGUGUUUCGAAAGAAGCAAAUUGUGCUAUUAAAUUUAAAUAAGAAACCACAAAAAUUAAAAACAACACAAAAAUGGCCACUUAUGCUGCAUUUAAACAUGUUGAACUUUACAACGUUGGCAAAACCAAAAAGAGGGUCCUGAGACCUCCAGGCGGUGGCACCAGUGACAUUUUCGGCGGUGACCUUCCACAAACACCACGCAACGUUAAAAAUCACAUGCAAUCAAAUAUUUUCUCAUGUGACAAAAAUGGUGCUGUUAAAAAUAACGUACGACAAGGAGCUCACAGAUUCUAUUUCAUUGGUGAUCAGCCACGUCGUGGACAACAGAAGGUUGACUCAUAUCAGCGUCUUUUCGGUGAACCAGAACGUCCCAAUACUCCCGCCAGGAAUCACAUGAGGAGCAACAUUCCAUUUGGUUCAAAUACUGAGGCCGCCCAAGAAUUAUUGGCAAAUGGUAAUGGUCAUCACAGCAAUGGCAAGGGUGGUUCGGUGUCUACUUCGACAUCGUCCUCAGUUUCGUCGUCCACUGAGAAUUUGAAGAUGAAUGGUGUUUCGAAAAUAGAUGGCAAUCCCGUCACUGGUGAGGGUUAUAAGCCCAGCAAUUCAUACAACAAUGCCGUGCCCACACUGAAUGGUGCCAACCAGGUCAUUAAUAAGAAUCGCAUUCCACCAGGUGGAUUCUCGUCGGGACUCUGGUAAAUUUCCGAAUUCAUCGCCUGAGUAUUUUGUUCGUUCUGCGUCGUUACGAAAAAAAAAGAAAUUAUUGAAAAAAGAAAACAAAAAAACAUUUCAACAACAGAGAAGCGAUGGUCUGAGAUGAAGUGAUGAUACCGAGAAAGGAGAAAUAAAAACAAAAUCAAUAAAAGCAAAUAAUUACAGAAAACAACAAAUAAAAUAAUCGAAGGAAGGAGUUUUUACAAAACUAGUUUUAUAGCGCGAAACAAAAUGAUUAAUGGAUGUUGGAAUGGAUGACUGGAUGGAACGCAUAAUAGUGGAAAACAUUUUUUUUUAUGAAAUACUCUUAACAACAACAACAUGUGAAAAGGAAAAUAUUGGGAAAAUAUUCGACGGUGGUUAAGGAAAUAGGAAGCCGCAAAAUAAUUAGUAUUUAAGCCAAAUCGGAGAGGAAUAUGGACAGCGAAGCAGGAAAAAAACUUACACACAACGGCACACACAUACAUACAUACACAAAACUGUUGUUAUACAGUGCAAAAAAACGACGUAAGAUAUUAUUUGCAAGUUUGUGGUUAUCCAAACCCUGCCCCAACAAAAACAGAAAAUUUAAAAAUAAAAACCGUCACAAAAGCUGCGACUACAGCAACUGGCAAAUGGUUAAUGAACGUUUCGAAAGAAAGGCAAAAAAUGAUGAAAUGCCAACAUAAUACAAGCAGCCGAAAAUCAAAAGAAAAAACAAACGCAAAAUUUACAAAUAUAAAUAAAUAUUAAAAAGCAAUAUUUGAGCAAAAAUGUAACUGCAAAUUACAAAAAAAAAAAUUAAAUAAAUAACAAUAGUAACUCUAUAAGUAACAAAUGUUCAUUGCAAAAUUGAGAUCUAUGCACACAAGCAUAAAAUCUAUAAUUUUCCGAAACUUCAAAACUCGAAAACUCCAAAAACUGCACAUGGCAUUUGGCAUUUUCGUGCGUUCAUCAUCAAUUGCACCAAAAACACACUCACCACCAAGUCAAAUUGGUAAUUUGAAAUUGCCCACAAAUUGGUAGUGGCUUUGCAUUUCAAUAAUUUUUUUUUUUGUUUUUUCAUUUUUUCAUUGUUCAAAAGAUAUGCAUCACAUGCUACAUGCAUACAAACAUACAUACAUACAUACAUUAGAAUACGAAACUUGAAAGUGUACGAAAAAUGCUCAUUUAACGAACUGUUGCAGCGCGUUUUUAAUAAUAAUAACAACAACAACAAAAACUCAACGAACUGCACAAACGACGAGGUCGAUUUAGACGAUUAACCAAACAGUUGUUGCUUUAGAAACUAAAAUGUAAAAUUAAAAAAAAAAAA